GUAAUUAAGUUCUUUUUCAGGGCAGGCGGUGCCCAUGAAUUUUAAAUCUUGUCAGCAAGGGGUGUUUGUAUGCCUCGUCUGUUUUUUGGUUGCUGAUUUUAUCGAACAUGUGACUGCAUUAGACGCUCACAUGGCUGCGGCUGCUGCAUGAUCCGCUUUAGUUCUUUAAAGUCCGGUGAUCGGUAGCUCCCUCGGCAGCGACCAUCCAGAGCAGAGGACCGCUGAAAAACACAGCGCGUACCCGGACAAAUCAUGGCGAACAGCGGGCAGAAGGUUGUGCUGAUCACCGGCUGCUCCUCCGGCAUCGGGUUACGAAUCGCCGUCACGCUGGCUAAAGAUGAAAAGAAGCGUUACCAUGUCAUUGCCACCAUGAGGGACCUGAAGAAGAAGGACAAGCUAGUGGAGGCAGCAGGAGAUGCAUACGACAAGACCUUGAUGUUGCUUCCUCUUGACGUGUGCAGCGACGAGUCUGUCAAGCAGUGCAUCAACAACGUGAAGGACCGCCAUAUUGAUAUCCUGAUCAACAACGCAGGUGUGGGCCUUCUGGGUCCGGUGGAAAGCAUCAGUAUCGAGGAGAUGAAAAAAGUAUUUGAGACCAACUUCUUUGGCGUUGUUCGCAUGAUCAAAGAAGUGAUGCCUGACAUGAAGAAGAGGCGUUCAGGACACAUCGUGGUGAUGAGCAGUGUCAUGGGCCUUCAGGGAGUGGUGUUCAAUGAUGUGUACACUGCCUCUAAGUUUGCCAUGGAAGGUUUCUGUGAGAGUAUGGCUGUGCAACUGAUGAAGUUCAAUAUCCGGUUGUCCAUGAUCGAGCCUGGCCCAGUGCACACUGAGUUUGAGACAAAGAUGAUGGAGGAUGUGGCCAAGAUGGAGUAUCCAGGAGCUGAUGCUGACACAGUUCGUUACUUUAAAGAUGUUUACCUGCCAUCGUCCAUAGACAUAUUUGAAGCUAUGGGCCAGACGCCAGAGGACAUAGCCAAAUGCACUAAAAAGGUUAUUGAGUCAAGCAGUCCUCGCUUCAGGAACCUGACCAACAACCUCUACACACCCAUUGUGGCCUUAAAGUAUGCAGAUGAGACUGGAGGCCUGUCUGUCAACACCUUCUACAACCUACUCUUCAAUUUUGGCCCACUCAUGCACAUCACCAUGAGCAUCCUCAAGUGCCUGACGUGCAGCUGCCUGCGCAGACGCACCAUUUCGCCUAACUGAAGAUGGUUUCCAAUACGGCCCUUUACCCUCACUCUUCCCAGUUUGUUCACCCCACCCGUUUCCUGUUGUCUUCUCCUGAGGUUUUUGGCUCAGCAGGUAAAGUAGACCCAGAUACCCUGGGGAGAGGAGGAGCUCUUUAGUUCAAAGACAGUGCCAUGAUAAGCUUUGCCAGAAAACAUGCACAAAUUGCACAAAUUUGUCAAAGAUAUGUUGUUUGCAGGAUGCAGAAUACAUACAUUUAAACACAGAAAUAAAAACAAUAUGCACAGUGGAUUAUUGUACAUACGUAUUAUAAAGCAAUGUCAAUGCCUUAGUCAGUACUUUAUGGGAAGAAUUAAACAAAUGCAAUGCAGGGGGAUUGGUGUGUAUAUUGUAUAAAUAGAGCACACAUAAAAGAUACAAUAAUCUGCCCUAUGAACAGACAUCAGAGCAUAAAAUGAACUGAUUUACAGAGAAAAACAGUCAAAUUGUAUGGAAACAAUAACAUGUAGGCUAGAUAACUUUACACUGGGUCACAAAGUUAAAAGAUGAAUGACAGAGUCUGAACGAAUAUAUCUGCCUUACUUGUGUUCUACCCUUAUUUUAAUGUUUGCCUUAACAUAGUGUUCUCAUGGUCAUAGCUGCUGUUAAAUCAUAUUUUUAAUCUUUUGAUAAACUGAAUGUUUUUGGUUUUAAUGAUUUUGAGAAGGGUUUAGUCAGACAUUUUAAUUCAGUGUCUUGAUUUCAAAAAUAAACAAAACUCUGAUUUA
Molecule: messenger RNA, 1955 nt
Organism: Notolabrus celidotus (New Zealand spotty)
Lineage: Eukaryota; Metazoa; Chordata; Actinopteri; Labriformes; Labridae
Gene: rdh8a
Product: retinol dehydrogenase 8a
Exons: 6
Coding region: 253-1206 (317 amino acids)
Biological process (GO): estrogen biosynthetic process
Cellular component (GO): cytoplasm
Molecular function (GO): estradiol 17-beta-dehydrogenase [NAD(P)+] activity
Source: RefSeq, a predicted model, not a curated record